UCGCCUCUCUCUCUCUCUCUCAGCACUGGAAAGAGGAGACCAUAAUUAAUUGCAGGAGAGGAGGGAGCGCAAGUGAUAAGAGAGAGAGAAAGAGAUACGAAAGGACGGAGGAGCAACAGCAAUGGCCGCUCUGUCCUCCAUCCCCACCCUCUCCAAGUCCCUGUCCCCAAAGCUUCCCAAAGCUGUCACCUGUAGGCUUCGCUUGUCCAUCUCUUGCUCCUCCUCUUUGCCUCAGCAGCAGCAGCAGCAUGGAGAAGAGUCCGUGUCUUCUUCUCUCAAGACGUUCUCCGCAGCCCUGGCGCUCUCCUCCCUCCUCCUAACCUCUGCCGCUGCGCCUCCCCCAGCCGCGGCCGACAUCUCCGGCCUCACCCCCUGCAAGGAGUCCAAGGCCUUCGCGAAGCGCGAGAAGCAGUCGAUCAAGAAGCUGGAGGCGUCGCUCAAUAAGUACGCGCCGGACUCGGCGCCGGCGCUCGCCAUCAAGGCCACCAUCGAGAAGACCAAGCGGCGGUUCGAGAACUACGGCAAGUUCGGUCUCCUCUGCGGCUCCGACGGGCUGCCCCACCUCAUCGUCAACGGCGAUCAGCGUCACUGGGGCGAGUUCAUCACCCCCGGCCUGCUCUUCCUCUACAUCGCCGGCUGGAUCGGGUGGGUAGGCCGCAGCUACCUCAUCGCCAUCCGCGACGACAAGAAGCCCACCAUGAAGGAGAUCAUCAUCGACGUGCCGCUCGCCACCAGGCUGCUGUGGAGGGGCUUCAUCUGGCCGGUGGCUGCCUACCGGGAACUCGUCAACGGCGAGCUAAUUGCCAAGGACGUGUGAUCCCUGGGCGCCACCGCCACCGAAUCAAAGAUGCCUCCUUUUUUCCCCCCCUCUUCUCUACCCCUCUGCUUCUCCAACUCAAUACUGUAUCAGUUGCUUCAGCUCCAAAGAAUGUAUUUUUCGCCACAAAAUAUCGAUCCUCAAUUCCUAAUGAACACAUACCAAUGGAAGAAGAUUUCAAGCUUAAAUCCA
This is a messenger RNA of Musa acuminata subsp. malaccensis (wild Malaysian banana), 1009 nucleotides long. Its product is annotated as photosystem I reaction center subunit III, chloroplastic. The record is from RefSeq and is a predicted model, not a curated record. NCBI's taxonomy places the organism in Eukaryota, Viridiplantae, Streptophyta, Magnoliopsida, Zingiberales, Musaceae. Gene Ontology annotation, cellular component: photosystem I; chloroplast thylakoid membrane; photosystem I reaction center. Gene Ontology annotation, biological process: photosynthesis.